This is a messenger RNA of Paramacrobiotus metropolitanus, 2188 nucleotides long. RefSeq names its product glucose-6-phosphate exchanger SLC37A2-like. The transcript has 4 exons. Gene Ontology annotation, biological process: glucose-6-phosphate transport; phosphate ion transmembrane transport. Lineage: Eukaryota; Metazoa; Tardigrada; Eutardigrada; Parachela; Macrobiotidae. Gene Ontology annotation, molecular function: glucose 6-phosphate:phosphate antiporter activity. The coding region runs from base 374 to 1999 and encodes 541 amino acids. The record is from RefSeq and is a predicted model, not a curated record. Gene Ontology annotation, cellular component: endoplasmic reticulum membrane.
UUUCAUUAUCAUUCAUUUGAGGUGGAAUCCAUUUGUAUCCAUUUUUGUCCAUUUGUACUGCUGAUAGUUCAUAUAAUCUUAGUCCGCAGCUGCGUAGCAUGCUGUUAUAAUAUUAUUCAUUUAUCUGUAUUCUUGAUGUGUUUCCAAUCAGCCCAAUAAAUAAUCGCGCUUACUUCCUUUUCUGAAGUGGUUUCGUCGGCAGAAGGCACCAUCUCAGCGAUUCCCGCAUCAAAAGACGGCCUGAAAAUGUAUUCAUGAAAAUUGCAACGUGGUUUCUUCAACCUUGUAGAAUUGAUUUCAGAUAUCGUCGGAAAGUGGUCUAAAGUUCAGGCCAUCGUUUAAGAGUCAGCCGCCGUACACCACCGUCAUAUCAAUGGAUCGCCAUUAUGACAGCAGCAUCAACGAUGCCAACGGUGAGCCGUCGGAAACCACCACCUUCCUCAAUUCACGCAGGAAAAGCUCAGUUUCUAAAGAGCGCUGGAGAAUGUUGCGGGGCUCGAAUAAGAAUAUCCCACUGGGAGUGCGGAUUGUCCAGAGAUUAUGCAUUCCUACAGUCGUGAACCGGAUCGUGUGGUAUCGUCUCUACAUUCUCGUUCUCACAUUCUUCUUCUACGCCACAUACCACCUCUCACGUCGUCCCCUGGGAAUUGCCAAGAACGUCCUCCACCGUAGUUGCUCCGAACUCCCUCCGCCACCGGUGAUCGAUCCCAACCGCAAUGGCACCUGGUGCGACUGGGCUCCCUUUGACAAGGAUAACUACCAGGAACUUUUUUCUAGUCUGGACUUCACCUAUUGGUUGGCCUAUGCGAUUGGGAUGUUCGUGGUGGGUCAUAUCGCAGAGCGUACCAAUUUGCGGAAUUUCCUGGCUUCCGGGAUGAUUAUGGCCGGAUUCUGGACGAUCUGUUUCGGACUAGCAUAUUUCUGGGAGAUUCACAGCUUCUCGUAUUUCGUGGCCGUGCAGGUAUUUGGUGGCAUCUUCCAGGCAACAGGAUGGCCCAGCGUCGUUACGCUGAUGGGAAAUUGGUUCGGGAAAAAACGGUUGGGGUUGAUUUUUGGCAUCUGGAAUUCACACACCUCGGUGGGGAACAUUCUCGGUGCGGUGAUUGCCGGCGUGUGGGUGAACGAUAAUUGGGGAUAUUCGUUUAUUGUUCCGGGGGUGAUCGUCGCUGGUGCAGGGGUAUUGGCGUAUUUGUUCGUGGUCGUUCGACCGGAAGAUGUAGAUCUACCGCCAGCGGAUCACACUGGCAGAAUUCCCGGUGCGCCUCCUGAUGUCGUGGAGAAGGAUGACCAAGUGGCAGCCUAUAGCACCGUUACGGCCGCCUCCACGAUCGACAUCGACGUGGCCGUUGUACCCCAGGAGCAUGAUCACCCCAUUUCACUUCUGAAUGCCAUCCGGAUACCCGGUGUCGUGGAGUUCUCUGUUUGUUUGUUCUUCGCUAAGGCCGUGUCCUACACCUUUCUUGUCUGGCUGCCGGUAUACAUUCACAAUGCGGUGAAUGUCACCAGCGAUGUGGCCGCCGACAUGUCCACCGUCUUCGACUUGGGCGGAAUUGUCGGGGGGAUCCUGGCGGGAUUGAUCUCGGAUCUCUCUGGCGGGAGCGCCACCGUGUGCGGUGUCAUGUUCGUCUUUGCCGCGCCGCUGCUGUAUCUGCUGUUCAUCUACGGCGCCACGAGUGCGGCGCUAAUCGCCCUGCUGUUCUUUUCUGGGCUGGUGGUCAACGGGCCGUACGCGCUUAUUACCACGGCGGUGUCCACCGAUCUCGGCACGCACCCCAGUCUGACGGGGAAUAAUAAGGCGCUGGCCACUGUGACGGCCAUCAUCGAUGGGACGGGCUCUUUGGGUGCGGCGUUUGGGCCGCUGGUGGCCGGGCUGAUUUCUGUUAAAGGCUGGGAGUCGGUGUUUUAUUAUCUGAUUGUGGCGCAAAUUGUGGCGCUGCUGUGCUUGAGCAGGUUGAUUUUCCGAGAAGUGCGGGGAUGGUUGCGACGGACGCCGGCCUGAUAACUUUGUGUUGUGUGGUAGUUUUGGCUUAUUAUGUGCAGCUUGGUUACAGACUUGCAGUUAUGUUGACCUUGGCGGCUUUUGUGAUAGAAAUGUUUCGUCCAAAAUCGCUUUUCUGGCUUUGAAUGCUCGCUCCUGUUUUUUUGUAGUAUUUUCCUGCUUAGUUCGCGAAUAAAAAUGGCAUAUCGG